UCACAUUAUUAACACAUCCAUCAGAACUAAGCGAAAGACAAUAGCCAAAGAUGAGCGAGAUCAAAGCCAGACGCGUACUCCUCCUUUCUAUCAUAUUCCUCUUCUUCUUCUCCGAGACUCUUCUGUUGUGUUCAGCUAACGAGCAUGGCUCAAGGAAUCUUGCAGUGGUCAUGAGAAAACAGAUAAGAAACAGAGGGCCUCGCAACUCAACAUCCGCAGCUUCAACUAUGAUGUUGCCAAGCUCCUUUCAUAUUGGUGCUGCUUCUUCUUUCCUCCUCGCUCUCCUUUUAUAAGUUCCGUUUGUAGUGAUCGUGAUUUACAUAUUCAGAGUUAAUAUGCUUUUGUCUAUUGUAUUGAUUUAUGUAAAUGUAUCAAACAGUCUCAAACUCUGUUAUUGAUAUCUGUUUCAUUAUA
This is a messenger RNA of Brassica rapa (field mustard), 414 nucleotides long. RefSeq lists its product as uncharacterized. NCBI's taxonomy places the organism in Eukaryota, Viridiplantae, Streptophyta, Magnoliopsida, Brassicales, Brassicaceae. The record is from RefSeq and is a predicted model, not a curated record.